Messenger RNA from Penicillium soppii, 1086 nucleotides. Its product is annotated as sugar phosphate isomerase/epimerase family protein. The transcript has a single exon. The coding region runs from base 1 to 1086 and encodes 361 amino acids. The record is from RefSeq and is a predicted model, not a curated record. Lineage: Eukaryota; Fungi; Ascomycota; Eurotiomycetes; Eurotiales; Aspergillaceae.
AUGGCUUUCAACCGUCCCGGCAUCGCCUCCAUGUCCCUAGGCCGGCCCUGGGUGCACGACCUCCCAGGCAAACUGAUGCAAGCCGCGGCCCAUGGCUUCGAGGGCAUCGAGCUUUUCUUCGACGACUUGGACUGCUAUGCCCAGCGUGUUUUCGGCGGCGAUCACCUCGAGGCCGCAAAGUCAACACGGCGGAUGUGCGAGCGCCUCGGACUGACCAUCAUCUGCCUGCAGCCGUUUUCCAUGUACGAAGGUCUCAUCGACCGCGCCGAAUCAGACCGGCUCAUCAGCGAGAAGCUUCCUAAGUGGUUCAUCCUGGCGCGGGCGCUUGGCACAGACAUGAUUCAGGUUCCUUCCAACUUCCUCGGACCAGACCCCCAAACUGGUGCAGCUCGUACCACUGGUGAUCGCACUGUGAUUGUGCGUGAUCUCCAACGCCUAGCAGACCUUGGUGCCGGUGCCGGUUUCCGGUUUGUCUACGAGGCUCUUUGCUGGGGUGAUCACAUCGACACCUGGGAGGCCUCAUGGGAGGUCGUCCGUGAUGUCGACCGCCCCAACUUCGGUCUCUGCCUCGACUCAUUUAACAUCGCCGGUCGUGUAUAUGCCGACCCUGCGGCCCCCUCUGGUUGCACACCAAAUGCUGCGGCUGAUCUGGCUGCUUCAUUGGAACGUUUGCGUACUGCGAACAUCGAUCCCGCCAAGAUCUUCUACGUUCAACUCGUUGACGGCGAGCGUCUCUCCGCCCCUCUGGAUGAGAAGCACCCCUUCUACGUCGCUGGAAACCCUACACGCAUGAACUGGUCUCGCAACGCCCGUCUCUUCCCCUUCGAAGAGUCUCGUGGCGGGUAUCUCCCUAUUUUGGAUGUUGCUCGUGUCUUCUUCGAGGACCUUGGUUUCCGCGGCUGGGUUUCUCUUGAACUUUUCAGCCGAACUCUUGGUGAAACCGAUCCUUUUGUUCCUGCCGACCACGCCCGCCGUGGUAUCGACUCAUAUAACAAGAUGGCUCACGUUCUAGGCUGGGAAGAGCCUACCGAGAAACUCUCGGCUUGCAUCCCUGCGCCCGAGUCGCCUGUUCAACACCGCCUUUAA